AUGAGAUAUGGCUUGAUCCUGCUGCAUCUCUUUGUCGCGCCUUAUACCAAGGUUGAGGAAUCUUUCCAUGUGCAAGCGACUCACGAUCUCCUUGUGUACGGGUUCCCCUUUGGUGAUUCCGUCAAUCGUGCUCAGUACGAUCAUGUCGAGUUUCCGGGUGCGGUUCCGAGGACUGCGGUAGGAGCGACGGUACUCGCUGGCUUGAUGCCCAAGGGGGUUGCGACGUGGUCAGGAACUCACCAGCAAAUGAUCGCUCGCGCCAUCCUGGGCUUGUACAAUGCCUUUGCCUUGGGAAUAUUUGCAAAGGGGCUACGGAACAGCUUCGGCCAGACGGUGGCAGUUUGGUAUUUGCUCUUUCAGUGCAGUCAGUUUCACCUGAUCUACUACGCCUCUAGGCCACUGUCGAACAUGUUCGCCUUUGGAUUGACAACGCUGGCCAUGCGCCAUCUCUUACCUGAUUCGACGAUAUCGAUAUCAUCUUCCGGGGUUCAUUCCAGUCGCAAGGGCGUAAAAUUGCCCCUGCUCCUCCUGACAUUGGCGGGGAUCAUUUUUCGUGCUGAGAUUGCGCUUUUACUCGCAUUUACCACGCUCUCUCUCCUCGUCAAGCAUGGGAAAGGUGUGCUUCCGGACGUUGUGGGUGCCGGUCUCGUGGGUCUCUCGGGCGGGCUUCUCUCCACCGUCGGCAUUGACACGAUAUUCUGGAAAGGACUGGUCUGGCCCGAAUUCAAUGCCUUCUUGUUCAACGUGGUCGAGGGCCAGUCCUCCGCUUGGGGCACCGAGCCGUUCUGGUUCUACUUCCUGAACGCGGUGCCGCGACUUUUACUGAAUCCACUGGUCUACCUGAUCGCAAUUCCUGUGGCGCUGCGCAACCCCGCGCUUCGACAACCCAUCUUACCGCUGCUAGUCCCGUCGGUCUUGUUCAUGGCACUGUACAGCGCCCAGCCACACAAGGAAUGGCGGUUCAUCAUCUAUGUGAUCCCUGUUUUGACCGCUACGGCUGCCCUGGGCGCGAGUUAUCUUUGGCGCCGGCGCCAUCGGUCCAUAUUUUCGAGAGUUGCUUCGCAAAUGCUGAUACUGUCGACCCUGGCAUCGUUUCUGCUGUCGAAUCUGGUACUGCUGCCCGCGUCGGCCGCGAACUACCCCGGUGCACAUGCGUUGCAUGCUCUCCACAAAUAUCACGACGAACAUUCCUCGUCCACCGUCGGCGCUUCCGUCUAUCUCGGCAACUUGGCCUGUCAGACUGGAGUCACGCGAUUCCUCCAACGACCCGGCGCAAUGGGCUGGGUCUACGACAAGACAGAAGACGAGGACACCAAGUCCAGGGCGGACUUUUGGGAACCAUUCGAUUAUAUUGUGGUCGAGGCGUCCGUAGACUCGACGGUCCAGGACGCAGACGAAACUCAAUUACGUCACGCCCUUCCGUCGUCGCACUGGCAAGUUGCCGAUGUGAUUGAGGGCUUCUCCGGCAUUUCGAUCUUGAAACCAGGCGUCCCCGCAACCGGUCAAGUGGAGCAGCGCAUCAUGUCCACAAUGGGUGGUGAAGCCAUCUAUGAUCUCUACGCUCGGGUCAGGGAUCUCAUGAGAAAGCUCGUGUUGCGAGGAUGGUGGGUUGAACUUAAAAUGCAGCCGAGAAUCAAGGUUCUCAAGCGAAUUCGAGACGAGUAG
Penicillium oxalicum is the source of this 1665-nucleotide messenger RNA. Its product is annotated as dolichyl-P-Man:Man(7)GlcNAc(2)-PP-dolichol alpha-1,6-mannosyltransferase. Bases 1 to 1665 code for a protein of 554 amino acids. Lineage: Eukaryota; Fungi; Ascomycota; Eurotiomycetes; Eurotiales; Aspergillaceae. Gene Ontology annotation, molecular function: alpha-1,6-mannosyltransferase activity. Gene Ontology annotation, biological process: protein N-linked glycosylation. The record is from RefSeq and is a predicted model, not a curated record. Gene Ontology annotation, cellular component: endoplasmic reticulum membrane. The transcript is spliced from 3 exons.